Messenger RNA from Pangasianodon hypophthalmus (striped catfish), 3997 nucleotides. RefSeq names its product guanylin. Gene Ontology annotation, cellular component: extracellular region. Lineage: Eukaryota; Metazoa; Chordata; Actinopteri; Siluriformes; Pangasiidae. Gene Ontology annotation, molecular function: guanylate cyclase activator activity. The transcript is spliced from 3 exons. Bases 265 to 600 code for a protein of 111 amino acids. The record is from RefSeq and is a predicted model, not a curated record.
AUGAGACUCCUAUGAGAAGAAGACAUUUGCAGCGUAGGCAUGUUUGGUCAAAAAGCAGAAGUUCUUGAGUAACCAUCAGAUCCUCUUUUGUUAUCAGCAAACAGGUGAUGCUUGAAGGCAAACCCCCUGCAACCUCUGCUGCUUAAUAGGUUACUCAGUAAGGCCACCUGAACAGAAUUUAUAAAGACUACUGACAGCCACGUGAGAACAUUCUAUCCUAUACUUCUCACAACAUUACCAAGACCUUUUUAUCAAGGCUAAAAAAUGAGGUCGCUGACAGUUUCUUUUUUCCUGGCAUCCUGCUUCCUGAGCUCACAAAGUAUAAAGGUUACGGAAAGUGGGUUUAGCUUUACGCUGGAGGCCGUAAAGAUUCUGAAGAAGUUGAUGGAAGAUCUUGGAAAUGAAAAUCCCGAUCUUACUGCAAUCACUCAAAUGCCUCUCUGUAUCAACCCAGAUCUCCCAGAAGAGUUCCUGGAAGCGUGCAAGCAAGAUGAUCAUGGCAGAAUCUUUGCAAAUCUGGUUCAAAUCAUCACACCUCCAGACCCAUGUGAGAUCUGUGCCAACGCUGCCUGCACUGGAUGUGUGUUCAAUAAGAUCUAACUCACCAGCUCUCCAUGAUGCAUGCUUUCAUCUUGUUCUGCUUUUUUCUUUGUUUGGUUUCUUGUGGGAGGGGCAAAAAGAGUCUUUUUCCUAUAUCACCCCCUGAUGUUUAUAAAGUACACUUAGUCUUAUUUUAUAUUGCGUUUUUGCAAAACUUUGGGUUUGGGUAUUUAAAAUACAUUAUAUGACCAAAAGAUUUUGGACACCUGACCAUCACACCAAUAUGUGGGCCAAUAUGUCCCCAAACUGUUGCCAGAAAGUUGGAAGCACACAGUUGAAUAGGAUGUCUAUAUAUGCUGUAAGAUUACAAUUUUCCUUCGCUGGAACUAAGUGGCCCAAAUCUGUUCCAGCAUGACAAUAAGGCUGUGCACAGAGCAAGGUCCAUGAAGUCAUAGUUUGCUAAGUUUGGAGGGGAAGAACUCAAGUGGCCUGCACAGAGCCCUGACCUCAACCCCACUGAACACCUUUGAGAUGAACUCAAGGCCUGACUGCAACUGACUGUACCCCAGGCCUCCUCACCCAACAUCAGUGCCUGACUUCACUAAUGCUCUACUGGCUGAAUGGACAAAUCCCCACAGCCAAGCUCCAUAAUCUAUGGGAAAGCCUUCCCAGAAGAGUGGAGAAAUUCACUUAGUGUGAUGGUCUGGUAUCUACAAACUUUUGGCCAUAUUGUGUAUAUAUUUACUUUUAUUACGGUAUCAUUUUUAUACUGCUUUAUAUAAUUUUCUGUUUUCUGACUUCUGUAUGCAAUGUUUUUCACAUUUGCCAGUUUCCAGUUAAUGCUUAUUCCUCGAUUAAUCUUUAGUCAGAAGUUUGUCCAGAAUAGUUAUAUAAUGAUAAUGACAAACUUGAUCAUUGUUGUUUAUGCUUUUCACUGUACCAUAAUGAUUAUUUUGGCUUUAUGCCAUAUAAAUUGAGUACUAUGGUAUCUACUUAUAAAAGCAGUCAGUGGUGAGCUGCAUUUACAACUAAUAUUUUUUCAAUCGAGGUCAAUAACAUGGUUGCUCAUCUUAUAACACAAGGAUUUCAAACUGAAGAGUAAGUCUGAAAUAGUGUGUUAACCUUUUGUCAACAAUCACUUUUAGUGUAGGGGCUCUAUUUUAUAUUAGUCUUGUUUAGAACUCUAAAGAUUGUCAUUUCACAAAAUAUGAAUCCAUGCUAAAGGCAUUAGGACAUUAAGGACUUGCUAUUGAUUAACUUUUUAGUUAUAAUUUAUCUUCAAUUUAUAAUUUAUGUGCUUUCAAACUGACAACCUUAGUCAGUAAUUACAAUAUCAGUGACAAAAUGCAAAAUUUAAAAAAGAAUGAGAGAAAUUAUUCUUUUUUGUUCCAUUAAACAUACACAUUGAUUAUUGUAAGAGACACUUAUAUUAUACUCUAUAUUUAAAAUUAUUUUACUUUACAUAUAUAUUUGUAAAUGAAAUCAGUGGGACACAAAUGGCACCCCAAUCGUGGAAUCAUCCUUAAGCAAAUUGCUUUAUAUCUUCAUAAUUAGUAUAUAGAACCUAUAAAGUAAAUAGAUAAAACAAUAGAUAAGUAAAUAGAUAAAUAGAUAAGUAAAUAGAUAAACACUGGGCGAAAACAUCCCUAAGUAUUAAAGUCCACAUGCAAGAGCUCUAUGCUGUGCCCUGAAAUGCUACAUUCUGCCAUAAAUACACGUUUCCGCAUCAGUAUUAGCACGAGAGGUGCUGGCUUAAUCACUACUAAAUACAAUGUUAAGAAAGAAAAAAAAAGCACUGAAAUUAUACCCGUUUGUAGUACAAAUCACCUCUGAGUGUAAAUCACCUCUAUAAUCCCUUAAAAAUAGCAAGUGAUACUGUCUCCACUUUGUGCUUGAGUUUGAUUUAACCAUAGUCACAGAGAGCAAUUCACAUACAUCCAAUCAUGAGCUGUAUAACUGGAGUGCUCAUUUAAAAUUGUGAAGUUUUUUGCUAUAGGUAUUUUUUCCUGCCAUCGUGCACAGUUAUCAGGACUCCGUGUCUAACUAAUAUUUGCUCAUUUUGAUGAUAUUUCUAUCUGAGGUGACAUGAAAUUGAGAUAGGAUAUGAGUGAGCAGUUGGGCAUCCUAACAGUGGCAGCUUGGUGGUGCUGGGGUUUUAACUCCUGAUCUUUCUGAUCAAUAGCCUAAAGCCAUAACCGCUGAGCUGCCACCACCCCAGUCCCAUUUUGGUUAGUGAGGUUAGAUUUAGGUGUAGGCAUUGCAUUAAUUAGCUGCAUAAAUAAUUAUGUCAGUGUAAGGUCUUCAUUAGGAUAGUACAACAAACGUGUGUGUGUGUGCGUGUGUGUGUAUGUGUAAGAAAUAGAGAGAAAGACUACUGUACUUAAAUCAAUAAUGAGCAAUAGAAAUGUCUCAUGAAUAAAUUGUAAGGCACUUAUAGUAUGAAAAAUAAUUAUUUUGAUAUAUUGUUAUAUAUUUGCAUGGUGGUGCAGUAGGUAGCGUUGUUGCCUCACAGCUCGAGGGUCCAGAUUCGAUCCUGAGCUCUGUCACUCUGUCAAGACACUGUCUUGUGGUUUCUGUGAAUGUUAUCUCUGUAUGUGUGCAUGGUGCACUGUGAUGGACUGGUGUGUAUUCCGUCUCAAGCGCAGUACUUGUUUCUGGGAUUGGCCCCAGAUCCACUGUGACCCUGACCAGGAUAAAGCAAUUACUGAAAGUGAGUGAGUGAGUGUUAUAUAUUUUCUUGUAGUGUAAUUUCUUAGGUUUAUAUAGACUUGUGUAUUUUUGGUCCCUUGAGGACUAGUGUUUAGGCCACAGUGCUCUCACCGCUGUGGCCCGGGUUCGAUUCCCAGCCAGGGAACCAACCACAGCCACUGGGGCUGCACUCCCGGUCCCAAGCCCGGAUAAAAUUGGGGAAGGUUGUAUCGGGAAGAGCAUCCAGUGUAAAAACUGUGGAAAGAAAAAAGAACAACAUAUAGACUUUUGUAUUUUAUACUACGUUUUAGAUGAGCUUUAGAUCUUUUAGUUCCCUUACAAAGCACAGUACCCAGCUGCCCAGAAAACAUUAAAUCACAAACUUUAACUAAUGUUUUUGUAGGACUGAAAAAGAGUACGUUGCUAUUAAAUCAUAAAUGAUCCACUAGAUGGCGACAUUUACUGAAAGAAAAAUUUGAACGACCAACCCAAACGAAUAGUUAGGAUUCACGUCUGUUUUUCACUCAUUCAUUCAUUCAGUAGGUCAGUCAAUCAGUCAGUCAUUUUUUUUUUUUAAUUCAACCGCUUUAUCCUGGUCAGGGUCGCAGUCAUCUGUUAUUCAAAUACUGAAUUAUGAACAAGCGCUAUGUGGGUGUGUAUUUUUAUUUACACUGAAAUGAGAAUUUGGAAUUGGAAUCUAUUAUUGUAUAUGCACAGUAUUGAUGUUUUACAGGGCAUUUACUAACAUUAAAGGUAUCCCCGGAGAUAA